Molecule: messenger RNA, 3007 nt
Organism: Vollenhovia emeryi
Lineage: Eukaryota; Metazoa; Arthropoda; Insecta; Hymenoptera; Formicidae
Product: transmembrane and ubiquitin-like domain-containing protein 2
Exons: 4
Coding region: 91-1155 (354 amino acids)
Molecular function (GO): protein binding
Source: RefSeq, a predicted model, not a curated record
UUGACAAGUUCGUCCCUUGGACGGGAGAUAACCUCGCGGAAGGACAGACUUCGGCUGGCUGCUCGCUGUCCAGCAUCCACCCUGGGAAAGAUGUCGUUGAUCGAGGGAGUGGGCGAUGAGGUCACGGAUUUCUUCAUCGUCAUGACCGUACUGCUGGUAGGCUGGCUCGCCUGGUGCUCGACAAGCAUAGCGGACCAGCCGCUGAUACGUACGGUACUUAUACUGCGCGACCGGGUGCCAACGCGCAUCACGUCGUUGCGGGCUCAACCUACGGCGAGCAGCCUCAACGUCCGGGACGCUGAUCGGCCGCAGGGCUCGGAAACGUCGGAGGAGGAGGCACCGGAGACAAUUUCGAAUAGUGGCGAUAGCGUACAGUCAGGCCUAUCGAAUGCGGCUGUUGUGGAUACGAGCGAAUCGGCUCAAGAAAUUUCGAGACCAACAGACUCUGCAACGGCGGAGGAAGUACUUAUCGAAGCCAUGGAUUCAUUCGGCAACACUGAUCGAUCGCUGUUACAAAGAACCGCUAAGGCGAAUAAUUCCAACGUGUUAGACCAAACUACUAGUAGUUCGUCGGGAUGUGUGUCGGAAGAGUCGACGAACAUAGACGAUAGCAACAAUAACAUCACUAUAAAACUGAAGUUCAUAAAUGACGAUCAGAAAGUAGUCACGGGGAGUCUUAAGGAGAUACUGGGUGAUUUUAAAAGGAGGCACUUUCAAGUAGAGUUGGAAGCGCGUAAAGCAGUGCGAUUAGUAUUCAAUGGCCGCGUGUUGCAGCCCGACACUCAGACCCUCGAGCAGUGCGGCUUGUUCAACGAUUGCGUGGUUCACUGUUGGGUGCAUCAACCGCGACCGGUCGCCGCGUCGUCCGCCACGCUGGAUAACUCGUCGUCCAUUUAUUUCAAUUCGCAGUCUUUCACGGAUCUACCCCACGGCGCGGGGAUAACGCACUCGAUGCACAACGAGUGGGACCUGAGCCGGAUGCUAGUGAGCAUCCUAACGAUCAUCCUGGGUCUCGCGUGGUACUCGCGAUACCAUUACGCUCAACUCUUCACCGCGACGACAACGAUCGCGCUCUACGCGCUCACCGCGAUCUUCACCGUCUCGCUGUUUAGUAAUUUUUUUCCUGAUCAGGAUAACAUUCGAAACGUGGAAUGAUAUGACGACGACGACGACGACGACUAUUACGAUUACUAAGACUACUAAGUUGUAAUUUUAACGAAGGCACCUUAAUACAAAUCGGUAUGAUAUACAUUUUAACGUAUGUGUCACGUAUACCAUAAGUUUAACGGAAUCGAUUGAACGGUAAUCUUCGUCGUCGAGCAUUUUCGAACGUAACACUCUCGAUAACAAUCUCGAGAUCAAGCUUAUCAUUGAUGAUAACAAGUUCACUGCAAUUUGUGAUGUUCAUCUCUCUUGGUGUUAAUCCCGAGGGUGUAAGACACUGCGGAGCAAAGUAACGUGCAAUGCAUAUUUCUACUGAUAUAUAUAUAUACAUAUAUUCUCGGAUUCUGGUUUAUAAUUAAAAUAUUAAUUAAACUCGUUAUACGCAGGAGGCGCUUUAAAUUGUAAUGCAAUGUUUCUUGCAGAAAAUCAAAAAGGAACUUGUUUUAUGGUAACGACAGCAGGUGUGAUCUAACAUACUACAUUGCAUAUAUAUUUAAAAUAUAUAAUGUAUAAUGCAUGUGUUAUAGAUUAUAUAAAGUAUACAGGGUACCCUCCGUUAAAUUUAAAACAAUUUAAUAAGUAAUAAAAGUCAAGGUAAUUACGUCCAAAUGCUACGUUGAGGGUGCAAUAAUACUUAAAUAAUUAGCAAUUCAAGAGUGUCGUUCUCAUCCCGCUUGAAGCAUGUAACUGUAACAGGGGCAAUGAACGUGACGUCUGAAAUAACUCGUGAGUUUUAAACAUAUUGAGAAACUAUUGCAUCUCAACAUUCGUUCAAGCGUAAUUAUUUUUGUUUCCUCUUCUUUUGCUCUUCAUUAAAUACUUUUGAACUUGACGAAAGAUCCUGCAUACCACCAUUGUUCGCAAGAAAUAUUGCUUUGUGAUUCGUAUUACGAGGUUAUUGGAAAAUACUCUGUGCGAUAAAAUAAGUUUCUGUGAAAGUACAGUUUCCUUUGCAAGGUGUACAUAAUUUUGAAAGGAUAACUUUUUCCGUUCAGUUAGGAAAAAAUAAUAGUUAAUUUCUCCAAUUUUCAUUACGACUAAAGUUUAAAUUAUAAAGUGAGAGGAUAUUAUAGAAAUAUUUUCUAUAUGUAAUUAUUUCGUAUUUUCUUCAACUUUCUAGUGCAUUGUAUUGUUGGUGCUGCGUGACUCGUAAACGUUUUGAUUCGCCGAAUUUAUUAAAAUUAUCUUAUGUGCGUUAACUGCCACAUCAGUCAUAUACGAAUACUAUUUGAUCCCACGAAGAACUUCCAGGAAGCUAAACACGGUUUCUUUUCUUUUUUUUUAACCCUUUUUAGAUCGUCAUUCAACGACGCGGCUUCUUUGUCAUUUGUAUUGUAUGAUUAGACUUUCAGAAACGAGGAGGUGCAUUAGUGACGCAUAUGAAAUGGCAGUCGAUGUAUAAAGCACUAUGAAGAUGUGUUAUGUCUAAUAAUGCGUGAAUUGCAGUUACCAUUAGUAUAAAGCGAGUUGAUUUGAAUGGAUUUUGUAUGAUAAGGAGAAAAGAAUUGUCCACGCGCGAUCUCUAAAAUACUUACGUUAUACUUAUUUGUACAUGAGAAACAAUUGCAUAGUAUAUUAAUAAAAUUAAUCUUUUCUAUAAAGAGAAAUUAGGUUACUAAACGGGGAUAUUCACGUCGGAUAGAUGCUGCGAGGAGUAUAAAAGUAGAGGUACAAGUUUCGUCAAAAGUGCUCGUGGCAUAAUAAAAGAACGGGCCAUGUGUGACAGAUUUAUACCUCUCUGACUAGUGUAAUAUAUCAUUUGUUAAAGUUAAAUUAAUAGUUAUAAUAUAUAUACGAUUGUUUUAGUUAAUGCUAAUAAAUGUCUAUUUAUUUGAUACUUUUA